Messenger RNA from Nerophis ophidion (straightnose pipefish), 1438 nucleotides. RefSeq names its product platelet derived growth factor d (gene pdgfd). Gene Ontology annotation, molecular function: growth factor activity; platelet-derived growth factor receptor binding. NCBI's taxonomy places the organism in Eukaryota, Metazoa, Chordata, Actinopteri, Syngnathiformes, Syngnathidae. Gene Ontology annotation, biological process: positive regulation of phosphatidylinositol 3-kinase/protein kinase B signal transduction; platelet-derived growth factor receptor signaling pathway; positive regulation of protein autophosphorylation. Gene Ontology annotation, cellular component: membrane. The record is from RefSeq and is a predicted model, not a curated record. Bases 83 to 1204 code for a protein of 373 amino acids. The transcript has 8 exons.
GUGUGUGUGUGUGUGUGUGUGUGUGUGUGUGUGUGCGUGUGUGUGUGUGUGUGUGUGUGUGUGUGUGUGCGUCUACAAGUGGAUGCAAAGUUUGCUGUUCUCAUCGAAUGCUUCUCAAGUUGUUGUCAUGCGUGGAUCACUACUUUUCCAUCUGUGCGUGUUUUUACUCUCGCUGGAAACGCUGACAUGUCAAGUCUUCCUGCGAGGCAACGUCAGGAGAGACGACUUGUACCGCAAAUGUGACAACGUCACGGUCACGUCGGAGGGCGGCGUCAUCCACAGCCCGCGCUACCCCAACUCGUACCCGCGGAACCUGCUGUUGCUAUGGAAACUGGUGUCGCCGGCGGGGAGCAGGAUACGCCUGGAGUUUGACGGUCACUUCGGCCUGGAGGAGGCGGAGAACAACGUGUGCAGGUAUGACUUUGUGGAAGUGGAAGACCGACUGGAGGCCAGCACUAUAAUUUGGGGUCGCUGGUGUGGGCAGAGAGCGCCACCGAGUGUCAACUCCAAAUCCAACGUCCUCACACUCACCUUCAAAUCUGACGACUACUUUGUAGCCAAACCCGGAUUCAAAGUCUACUACUCUUUACUGCACGACUCGCCUCUGCCUGCUUCACAGACCAACUGGGAGGCCGUCACCUCGUCGGAUGCCGAGGCUGAGGCUGCAGUGACGGAUGUUCCUCUCUCCCUGGAGGACUUGGACAGAACCGUAGCUGCCUUCGACACCGUGGAACAGCUCCUCAGAUCCCUCAACCCGGAUACCUGGAGACAAGACCUGGACAACAUCUACGCCCAGACGCAGGUUCACUAUCGGUCCCGAGCCUAUCAGCUGGCAAGCAGGCACAACAAAGUGGACCUGAACGGACUUUGUGACGACGUCCGGCGCUACAGCUGCACGCCCCGCAACUACUCCGUCAACCUGCGGGAGGAGCUGAGCACCACCAACGCCGUCUUCUUCCCGCGCUGCGUGCUGGUCCAACGCUGCGGCGGCAACUGCGGCUGCGGCACCGACGACUGGAACCACGGCUGCGCCUGCCGGGCCGCCAAGACCACGGUCAAGCUGCACGAGGUGCUGAAGUACGCCCCGGAGAGCGCCGUGGACCGACGCCGGCGCAGACCGAGGGCACGUUGGGUCCUGGACGAGGUCUUCCUCACGCACCACCUGGGCUGCGAGUGCGACUGUCCUUCCCGGCCCCCCCGCUGACCCCCGGGUCCUUGGGCACAGGUCUUCACUGGAACUGGUCUGGAGGGGAAACAGCAAGAGAAGAAGUCAUUCUGGUGAAGAUCAUGAAUAUGCAAGCCAGAGCUUCAUUUGGGACUUUUCUAGAAGGACUGUUUUUGACAUUUUGUUUUUAUUAUUUAUGUGAAACCAUUUCUUUGCCUCGCCGAGUGGUUUUGUACUCAAACUGAUUGAUGGGAAAUAAAUAGUUGGAUGUGU